AUGUUAAAUGAUUCAUUUAAACGUUUGAAGAUAUCAAUACCGAUUGGCCAUUUACGAGACGUUUACAAAGGACAUUAUGAAUAUUUUCAACUAGCUCAACAUCCAGGUAUAAUACAUAUUCCAUAUCAAGUAUCUGUUAUGAGUUUAUUUGAACAAUAUCGAAUGAAUAUUCCAUUAUUUUUUCCAUCACUUGAUCUUCUUACUGAAUGGCAUUAUACAUAUCGUGUUGUUAACGAACGAACUUGGGAUGGCAUAUCUGGAAAUAUAAAAAAUGCUUCAAGAAUAUCAGGUGUUUUAGGUCCUGAUAUACCUGAUCCUAAUAAUGAAUUUGAUCGAGAUGCAAUACGUUAUUGGUUAAAAUUUUCUGAUUUCUAUCAAUGGCCACAUAUUAUUUACUUUAAUUCAACUGAUGAACUUGUUAUUAAAUUAAAAACAACCAAUUUGGCUCAAGUUAGUUCAAACAUGAAAAUAUAUAAUGCUAAUUUUAAAAAAAAUUUAUUCGAACAAUGGCGUCAAAUACUUCAGAGGGCAAAUCUACUAUAA
Messenger RNA from Rotaria sp. Silwood2, 543 nucleotides. Lineage: Eukaryota; Metazoa; Rotifera; Eurotatoria; Philodinida; Philodinidae. The record is from the annotation of a GenBank genome assembly.